AUGCCAGUCACCUUGCGAAGCCGUCGAGUAGCUUCCAAUGCCCCGCAAGAGAAGCGAAAGACCAAAGUCGCGCCUAAGGCGCGCAAAACUCCAACGAGGACAUCUACUCGGAUAGACACCGAAGACCACCCAGCGGUGAUACCAGAACCGCCAGACUUCCCUUUUCAGCUUCAGCCUGCAAAAUAUGGACUUAUCCAGGAGCGGGUAUGCGACAGCCUGUACGCAUUAGUAGUCCAAGUGAUCCUAUGGAAUCAAACGCGUGGCCAAAUGGCACGCCCAGUUCUUUUCAAGAUACUCGCAGCCUACCCUUCGCCAAAUGAGCUGUCCGCCGCAUCUCUCGAAGACUUAACCACAAUGCUACAACCGAUUGGCCUCCAUCGAAUUCGAGCGGCUCGCCUUAUAGCACUAGCGAAAACCUGGCUCUCGGCUCCUCCGUGCAAAGAACGAAGGUACAGGAGGUUACAUUACCCCAAUCAUGGUUGUGGUGCCGAUGUUAAGCCAGGAGAGAUUUUAGGGCCUGAUGAUGAAAGAGAAGGCUGGGAGAUUGCGCAUCUGCCUGGUAUGGGCGCCUAUGCACUCGAUAGCUAUCGCAUCUUCUAUCGCGACAGAUUGAGGGGUAUCGCACCUGUGGAUGGGAUCGAGCCUGAAUGGAAAAGAGUUGUACCGACGGAUAAGGAAUUAAUACCAUAUCUGAAAUGGAGGCGAGAAAAAGAUUGUUGA
Molecule: messenger RNA, 720 nt
Organism: Alternaria burnsii
Lineage: Eukaryota; Fungi; Ascomycota; Dothideomycetes; Pleosporales; Pleosporaceae
Product: dna glycosylase
Exons: 1
Coding region: 1-720 (239 amino acids)
Biological process (GO): base-excision repair
Cellular component (GO): nucleus
Molecular function (GO): catalytic activity; DNA binding
Source: RefSeq, a predicted model, not a curated record